AUGAAGGCGUUCCACAGCGACCUGGAGAUUUUAUUGAAAAAUCAGAAGCCUGCUUCCGAACCUAUGUCACUUGAUAUCCAGAUUGAUAAUUAUGAAAAACUCAAUCAAAAUCGAGUUAAUGAACAAACGAUGAAUCGACUAAUCGAGACAUUUCUGACGGAAUUGAAACAAGUUCUGACAUCACGAGCUGAAAUUUUUCUAAUUGGCUCUCUGUUUAUUGAUGUGCUGGACCAGAAACACGUUAUGCUAGUUCUUCCAUUUCUCUACCCAGAGACAUUGGAAACCCUUUGGUUGAGCAAUGCAUACAAAAAUCACGAUGAUCGUACAUUGGAAAUGAAUGUAAUUGUGCAGAUAGAGCACUGGAAGAAUAUUGAAGAGUUUUAUGUUGAAGGACUGGUCGUCAAUGCAUCAGUUCGCAACUUCGCACAUAUUUCUCGCUUGAAGACAAAAAUUAUGACGGUUACAGCAGGGGAUUUAAUUUUUCUCAAAGAGUUAAGAUACUCAUUUUAUCAAACGUACAAAACUACAAAAUAUUCUUGUAAUAAGCAUUCUAUACACAAGUUUUAG
This is a messenger RNA of Caenorhabditis remanei, 567 nucleotides long. RefSeq lists its product as uncharacterized. Gene Ontology annotation, biological process: innate immune response. Bases 1 to 567 code for a protein of 188 amino acids. The transcript has a single exon. The record is from RefSeq and is a predicted model, not a curated record. NCBI's taxonomy places the organism in Eukaryota, Metazoa, Nematoda, Chromadorea, Rhabditida, Rhabditidae.